Molecule: messenger RNA, 1653 nt
Organism: Diprion similis
Lineage: Eukaryota; Metazoa; Arthropoda; Insecta; Hymenoptera; Diprionidae
Product: arp2/3 complex-activating protein rickA-like
Exons: 7
Coding region: 277-1512 (411 amino acids)
Source: RefSeq, a predicted model, not a curated record
AACAUCCUGAGGGACAAAAAUCGGGGAACGACGAGUCAGUCGAGUUGAUAAUUGUCAGUAGGCUUUGGACCAAAAUUUGACACACUUGCCGCUCUCUUGUUUUGCCAGUAAUGGCAAAAUUCUUACUCACCCCGAAGAACUGAACUGAAAAUUAUCAUUCCUAGCCCAGUAAUUCGGGAAAUAGACAAUUUCACAUAAUUUAAAAUGGACUGUUAAUUCAAGAUUGGGAACGCUGUUACAUUUCGCAAGAUAUGGAGCAACUCUAUAACGAUCCGAAUGAAAUACAUGCAUUCUCAAUAUUUAUGGGAGUUUAUACGGUCAAUACCGGUUCCUAGCAAUAAAAUGAAUGUCACUAUGGAUGAUCAUCAAUCAGAUGGCGAAAGUCGGUCCAGCCUCGACGUCGACCGCAGUGUUUCACUGACAGACGUCUUUCCCUUCUGCAAUCAAUUGGACAAAUUUAUCGAAUACAUUCUGAACGUCAGAGAUCUGAAUUUCGUGACUUACGAAUACCCCAACAUUCUCAGAAAUCGGUUGGACAGCAGCGUGAGCGAGCUGCAAAGCAUACUCGCGGAAGUUAAAGAGGCUGCGGCUAACGUGGAAAAACUAAAGGCGCAAAAAAAAUCGGUUAGAAAAGAGAAAAUCACAGUUAAGAAGCUCUUGAAAAGAAUGCGGGAUGACGAGGUACGGGAAAUGGAAUGUACUAUAGCGCUGUACGAUAAGCCGAUGUUUUCGCGUUGGGAAAGUGUGAAGAACACCCAGAAACCAGAAGUAUUGGAGGGAAUACUGACGGACGUAAAAAAUAAACAGCAGGCAUUGGAGAACCUGAGCGUCCUGGUGACGCGAAAACUGAAUCAGGUGCAAGCUUUUCACCCCUUGAGUGGUGUUAAUGAGGCUGAUAAAAGUCCCAAGGAGAAGACAAUUAUUCCACUUCCGUUUCCCUCUUUCUGCGCCCCGCCAUUACCCCCAUCGAGGCCUCCUCCCCCGCCCCCACCAUUGCCACCGCCGAUUUCGGCAUCGGGUCCUGUGGCACCAUUCGUGGCGUCUCACUUGCCGAAGAGAUCGCACGCGCAACGUUUGUCGAUUCAAAGACGUCGCCGACUCGAGAGGCGGGAUGAGAAUCUGGAGAGAAGAUGCGUCGUUGCCGGGAACGUUGAGGACCUGUCCUUGGUACCCCUGACGAUCGGCGAACUACCGAGGUGCACUUUGGCCCCCAAUUUAUACCCAACGAAUCACGACAUUUUACCUCCAAUUAGCGGGCCGAGCACUACGGCUAGAAACGGAGUACACGAAGUUACUCUGCUCAAUAAUAACGUGGACAACAACGGGGCUGGCGGGCUGAGCUUCGAGUUCCAUAACGAAAUGCGAACGGUUUUGCAAGCUCUUUUUGGAGAACUUCGAUCAGCCCCGACACUUCCUGCCUUGGAUAAUACCUCGGGCAACGCUGAGGAAGCCGAGAACGCGUCGGACGACGUUCGAGAAAUUGAAUUUUACACCCUGAGAAAAAAUCAAUGACAAGCGGUGUCUCCGUGAAUUCUUGGAACUUGGUGAAAAAGGAACGAUAGUAUAGAAAAUAAAUGGAAGAGGAUAUAAUGGAGGGAGGACUCACGCUUGCCUGUCGUUUAAAUAAAAUAAAAAAUCAGUACUCACCGCCUC